Molecule: messenger RNA, 603 nt
Organism: Penicillium olsonii
Lineage: Eukaryota; Fungi; Ascomycota; Eurotiomycetes; Eurotiales; Aspergillaceae
Source: the annotation of a GenBank genome assembly
AUGUCGCUCAGCAAAAGCGAAUCAGACGUAAUCCUCAACCGGGCCAACGUCGCCCUCUCCCGCAGCCAAAGACUAGUCGCAUCAUGGCUCCCCAAAGCCGACGACGAAGCACCAACCAAAACAGACGAAGAGCUCCAAAGAGAAGAAGAUGAGAUAUUCACCGCAGUCCCAGAGACUCUCGGAAUCGGAGCCCCCCUCCCUCAAAAAGCGGCCGACGGAAGCUGGAACCGCAGCGAUCUAGACUCGAAUGAUAAAUUGCGCAAACAACUACUAGGCAAGAACUAUGAUCGCGUCAUGAAGGCUGCCGCGGAAGAGAAGGCUGCGGCGAAAGCUGCUGCUGCCAAGCCUGUGCAGACACAGCCUGAGACUACAGUGGAUGAGUCUGAUGAGGAGGAUGGGCGCGCGGCGAUGCUUUCAAAGCAGAGGAAGAGGAAGGGUGCGCCGGCGGUGCAUCCUGCUGUUGCGGCUGCGGAGGCCGAGGCCGAGGCUGAGAAGGAGAAGAGCGAUGAUGCGAAGGGGCCUGCGCGCAAGAGUCGGAAGAAGGCGACGAGUUACUUGGAUGAGCUUUUGGCUGAGAGGUCGAAGAAGAGGAAGAAGAGAUGA